This is a messenger RNA of Zymoseptoria tritici IPO323, 2093 nucleotides long. RefSeq lists its product as uncharacterized. The coding region runs from base 321 to 1934 and encodes 537 amino acids. Gene Ontology annotation, molecular function: transmembrane transporter activity. The record is from RefSeq and is a predicted model, not a curated record. NCBI's taxonomy places the organism in Eukaryota, Fungi, Ascomycota, Dothideomycetes, Mycosphaerellales, Mycosphaerellaceae. Gene Ontology annotation, biological process: transmembrane transport. The transcript has 2 exons.
GUGAGAUAUCUACAUCGAUUGUUUGACGGAGCAUAGGACUGCAUACUGCUGCUGAGAUGACAAUUUACUCAUUGCUGAAAACUCGGUGACGUGGAGAGCUUCGAGCUUUGGGCUGCCGACUCGCAACACGUCACUACCACCUUCGUCGUGGACGCAAACAUGCUAAGGUACUUUGACCGCGACAUCUCUUCCGUGCGUCCAAUCCAGCAAGAUGACUCCUUGAGGGCGUGUGGCCCUUGAACAUCCACGGAGCAACGAGAUACAGACUACCAUUAUCGAACCACGCGGCCAGGCUCCAGCUACCGCUACCGACAAACGACAUGGCACGCAUCUUUCCCAAACUCACGGCCAAUACGUUACAAGCCACGACCUAUCUCCUCGGAGUCGCCCUCUUCUCCAUCGCAUUCCUGGUCUUCCUCAACAGCAGCAUUUCAUUUGUGGUCACAGACGUCAUCGGACGGAAGGAAGGACUUGGAGAUGCGGCAGGCACACUCAGUUUCUUCGACGAGUUACUCGCACUAAUCGCAUGUCCACUAUGGGGUCUUUUGAGCGACAGGAUUGGCGUACGAUACGUGGCGGUGGCAGGAUACUUCAUUGUGGCAAUCAGUCUGGUGUCGUUGGUACAGAGCACAAACGUCUAUCCAGAGCUGCUGGUAGGCAGACUUGGAUUCAGCGUGGGAGCGGCGGCGUGCAGCACAAUGGUCACGGCGGUUCUGCCGUCUAUGAUGGCUGAGAGGAGUGGGAAAGACAAAAAAGAUGAGGAGCAUACGGUCACAAAUGGAGAAGCAGGCACGUCUCAGCUUGCUGGACUGGUAGGAAUGUUCACAGGGGCUGGCGCUUUACUCGCAUUGGGCCUCUUUCUACCACUGCCUGCACACUUCCAAAGCGGCGGCUAUGGGCCAGCACAAAGCGUACAGAUUAGCUUCUACAUCGUCGGAGCAGUUGCGAUUUGCGUUGCCAUUUUCGUCUUCUUCGGACUGCGCAACUUGCCCGGCGAAGAGCAUAAAAGUCUUUCCGCACUGCUACGACCUCCAUACGACGAAACGACUAGCGUAGACCAGGAAGGCCACACGCACAUCACCCUCUCUCCCGCCCCCUCCUACCUCACUCUCGCCAAAGAAGCUCUUCUCCUCGGCUUCACCGACUCCUCCAUCGGACUCGGCUACCUCGGCGGCUUCGUCGCCCGCGCAUCCUCUGUCGCCAUCAGCCUAUUCAUUCCCCUGUUCGUCAAUGCAUACUUCAAACGCACGGGUCUCUGCACCAACAACCCGGACAAUCUCGACGACAUUAAGCGUAAUUGCGAGCGCGCCUAUAAAGUCGCCGCUGCUCUGACCGGCAUUGGUGAAUUGGCAGCUCUUCUCUGCGCACCCAUCUUCGGCUGGUUGGGAGGUCGCGCUGUACGAGGCAAGUCGGAGUGGCCGUUGCUCGUUGCUGCGCUCGUCGGUAUCGUGGGAUAUGUGAGCUUCGGACUGCUGAAGAACCCGGACGCUUUCCACGGAGAUCAAGGAUCAUACGCUUUCUUGUCUGUGAUUUGCAUCGGGCUGAGCCAGAUCGGAGCAAUCGUCUGCUCGCUUGGUCUGUUGAGUCGGGCGGUCAACAGGGAUGGGAAGCAUCCCGGUGGUAAAGGAACAGUACGGCAGAGCGAAGUCGGACCUAUCGAAGGCGACGAGACGGCUGCUCUACUCCCUGGAACGAAUUCCGCCGGCGCAAGUGGGAGAAUCGAUCGUUCGCGGCUGAAAGGCAGCAUAGCAGGAAUGUACAGUCUUGCUGGUGGAGCAGGCAUCUUGCUCCUCUCGAAGCUGGGUGGCAAGCUAUUCGAUACAUGGACGGUGGGCGCUCCAUUUUUCCUCAUGGCUAUUUUCAAUGGACUUCUGGCAGCUGGGAUUCUACUUGUCAGUGGUGCUGCGACGCUGUCGAGGAACGGGGCAGAGUAGUGCUUUCAGGCUGGAGCAGUCCAAACAGCAGUAGUGAUGACCUUAAUGAACUGCUCAUUUGAUGCACUUAACGAGGAACGAGUGGCUAGAAUAUUGGCGGCGAUUAUAACAGGUAGCUGAGACCUGCCAAGGAAUGGUGAAUUCAAGAUCGUUGCAUUC